Populus trichocarpa (black cottonwood) is the source of this 1199-nucleotide messenger RNA. Its product is annotated as rac-like GTP-binding protein 5. Gene Ontology annotation, cellular component: cytoskeleton; cell cortex; nucleus. Gene Ontology annotation, biological process: actin filament organization; regulation of cell shape; establishment or maintenance of cell polarity. The record is from RefSeq and is a predicted model, not a curated record. NCBI's taxonomy places the organism in Eukaryota, Viridiplantae, Streptophyta, Magnoliopsida, Malpighiales, Salicaceae. The coding region runs from base 249 to 845 and encodes 198 amino acids. Gene Ontology annotation, molecular function: protein kinase binding; GTPase activity; GTP binding. The transcript has 7 exons.
AGUAUAGGGACAUGAAAUAUAGGUAUAUGGUAUAGCUGGCAAGAGCUGUCUGUUCUCUCUUUCUCUACUCUAGGCCCAGCUCCCUAAAUUUUCUUUCUUGUUUUGCUUGCUUGGUUUCUACAUUUCUUCAUUUUUUUCUUGUGCUCCUAACUAAAGAGACUUGCAUCAAUCUCUUACAGUUUCUAUAUGUAAGUUCAAGAAUUGACCAUUAGGGUUUUGUAAUUGGAAGAAAGAAAGAAAGAAAGAAAAUGAGCGCUUCAAGAUUCAUAAAGUGUGUCACUGUUGGUGAUGGUGCUGUUGGCAAGACUUGCAUGCUUAUUUCCUACACUAGCAACACUUUCCCUACGGAUUACGUGCCAACCGUGUUUGACAAUUUCAGUGCGAAUGUGGUUGUCGAUGGGAGCACUGUCAAUUUAGGGUUGUGGGAUACUGCUGGCCAAGAAGAUUACAAUAGACUGAGGCCUUUGAGCUAUAGGGGGGCAGAUGUUUUCCUGCUUGCCUUCUCCCUCAUUAGCAAGGCCAGCUAUGAAAAUGUUGCAAAGAAAUGGAUUCCUGAAUUGAGGCAUUAUGCACCUGGUGUUCCAAUUAUUCUUGUCGGGACAAAGCUCGAUCUCCGAGAUGAUAAGCAAUUCUUUAUAGAUCACCCAGGUGCGGUGCCCAUUACCACAGCUCAGGGAGAGGAACUGAGAAAGCUAAUAGGGGCUCCUGUAUACAUUGAGUGCAGUUCAAAAACACAGCAGAAUGUCAAAGCGGUCUUUGAUGCAGCCAUUAAGGCCGUCCUCCAGCCUCUGAAGCAGAAGAAGAAAAAGAAGAGACAGGCACAAAAGGCCUGCUCCAUAUUGUGACUCUGCAACAAAAUUCUAGAGGAAAACAUCACCAAAAUUAGGCGCGCUGGUCUCAUUUGCUAUCUCUAUUAUCUCGAGGAACAGAAAGGAUGUGGUCCGUAGUCAAUACUGACAAAAAUAGGGGGCACUUAUAAGAGAAUCAAAUUAUGUAUUUGUUGCUUUGUGAUUUGUAUAUUAACGGUUCACGCUGCUUUUUUAACUCACAUUUAUUUCUUUAGGGCUAUCUACAUAUUGUAGACUAGACUAAGCAGAAUUUCCUUGUGAAAUACAAAGCCUUUUUCUCUUGUAUCAUGAUCCGUGACCCGUUUUAGUGCACUUAGAGAAUCUUAAUAUAGUUAUCGUUUUGUGUUAUUA